Molecule: messenger RNA, 1350 nt
Organism: Talaromyces stipitatus ATCC 10500
Lineage: Eukaryota; Fungi; Ascomycota; Eurotiomycetes; Eurotiales; Trichocomaceae
Exons: 2
Coding region: 43-888 (281 amino acids)
Biological process (GO): peptidyl-proline hydroxylation to 4-hydroxy-L-proline
Cellular component (GO): endoplasmic reticulum
Molecular function (GO): L-ascorbic acid binding; iron ion binding; procollagen-proline 4-dioxygenase activity
Source: RefSeq, a predicted model, not a curated record
GAGAAAAUAUAUCAAGAAGUGGAAAGAAAGUAUUCACCGAUUAUGCCUGCUACAAUCCGCCCGGACUUCCUUCCAGCACAACCCCCACACCAUGUGACAAGCAGUAUUAUCGACUUCACCGCUACAACCCCGCCGAUUCCGGAAUACGAGGACUGUUUUGCAGCAGUUAUUGACAAUUUCAUGACCGAAGCUGAGUGCAAUGAACUUCUUUCUCUAGCUGAGCAAUCGACCACAGAACCGGGGAAAUGGGAACGUGCGAUGAUCAAUGCCGGCAAUGGAAAACAAGUCAUGGUAACCGAUACUCGGAAUUGCGGCCGCAUCAUGUUCGACUCUCCGGAAAUAGCAGACAGGCUUCUUGCUCGAUUAAAGCCUUUCUUUGAGCGCUGGAAUAUGGUCAAGCUACAAAAUCAACUCCCUGUCACGGGCAUUGCAGGGAGAAAAAAUGUCUAUAAUUUGACGCGAUUGAAUGAGCGAUUACGGUUUUUGAAGUAUGUUGGAGGAGAAUACUUCAAAACUCAUGUAGAUGGUAAAUACCGAACUCCUGAUGGAAGCGAAAUGUCAUUCUAUACCAUCCAGUUGUACUUGAAUGGUGAGGGAGAGGAAGGGCAAGAUCUUAAAGAACUUGCUAGGAGAAAGCAAAAGGGGUUCAACGGUCAGAAUAUCGAAAGAACAGACCAGGAAAAAUUACUUGGUGGCGCGACAAGUUUUAGCCCAUCAUGGAGAGACACUAACCAAGAUGUCAGGGUAUGGCCAAAGGCAGGACGGAUCUUGGUAUUUCAGCAUAACAACCUGUGGCACGGUGGAGACUCAGUAUAUGGAGGGGUCAAGUAUACUGUUAGGACGGAUGUGUUGUACUCCAAGAGUCCAUUGAGUGAUCUACCUGCCUGACUUGCAGGUGCCAUUUACUUCCAAGGGUGUAGACAAUUGGUUAAUGGCUGCCACUACACAUCAGGAAGGGGAAGCAAAAACAAGGCCUUAGACAGACAUAAAUGAAGGAGAUUUUUGAUGUUAGACAAGGGACCUCAUUACCAUGUCGCCAGAUCAACUAGCUAAGGGCCAACAAUAUCUUGAAAAUCAUCUGUCCUUCUCUUCUCAAUCCAUUCAAUAGCCUCAGCACGAUUCCUGCACACGUGAGGUUGUCCUCUUUCCUUGUCACUUGGAGUGGACAUGGAUCCUUCAAGGGUCAUAUCAAGGUUGCAAAGUAUGUUAUUUCGCAAAUACUCGAAGCAGUGAGCGGCGUGAUAAGGAUUAUCCUCAUCACUUGGUCCGUUGAGGAUUAGUUGAUGAUAGCUAUCCACUGUGUAGUAUAGCUGUCGUUGUAAACAUCAAUGUUAGUGUCUGAGUCCAUGU